Messenger RNA from Triticum turgidum subsp. durum (durum wheat), 2913 nucleotides. Lineage: Eukaryota; Viridiplantae; Streptophyta; Magnoliopsida; Poales; Poaceae. The record is from the annotation of a GenBank genome assembly.
AUGGGCUGCACUGCUGCUCACCUUGCUGCUCUGCUGCUCUGUGUCUCCAUUAUUGCCGGCGGUGCCAUAGCUGGUAGACAGAAUGGCACCAAUGGCGUGUCGAGGCCGGCUGAGGUGCGCAUCGGUGCGCUCUUCACAUUUGAUUCGGUCAUCGGGAGGGCAGUGAAGCCGGCUAUCGAGCUCGCUGUUGCGGAUGUCAAUGCUGAUCCAACCCUACUCCCCGGGACAAAACUGAGUCUUCUUAUGCAGGACACCAAUUGCAGUUGCUUUGUUGGAACCAUUGAAGCAUUGCAGCUUCUGGCCAAGGAUGUCAUCGCUGUAUUAGGUCCACAAUCAUCCGCAAUUGCUCACAUCAUUUCUCAUGCUGCUAACAAACUCCAAGUCCCACUUAUCUCUUUCGCAGCCUCCGAUCCUACCCUUUCUUCCCUUGAAUACCCUUACUUUGUGAGGGCUACACAAAGUGAUUACUACCAAAUGUCUGCUGUGGCUAGUAUCAUCAGUCAGUAUCAAUGGAGAGAAGUCAUCGCCAUCUAUGUUGAUGAUGACUAUGGCAGAGGCGGCAUCACGGCAUUAGGUGAUGCCCUUGCAAAAAAUAUGGCCAAGAUAGCCUACAAAGCAAAACUGCCACCUCAUGCUGGAAGGACUGCAAUCCAGGAUGUCUUGAUGCAAGUGAAUGAAAUGGAGUCCCGUGUCUAUGUUGUCCAUGUGAACCCUGACUCUGGGAUGACAGUUUUCUCCGCCGCAAAAUCUUUAGGGAUGAUGAAUAGCGGCUAUGUAUGGAUAGCAACAGACUGGCUUUCUGCAGUGAUAGAUUCACCUGCGCAUGUUGAUUCUGAUGCGACAGAACAUACGCAGGGGGUUAUUACUCUCCGGCAACAUGUUGCUGACUCUGGCAUUCAGCAGUCCUUGCUGCCCAAACUGAACAAUCUGACUAGGAAAGGAACCCGUUCGAGCUUCAGUUCUUACACUGCACAUGCUUAUGACUCCGUAUGGUUAGUUGCUCAUGCAGUUGAGCAGUUUCUGAGUGCAGGGAAUGCAGUAUCCUUUUCUGCAAACCAAAAUUUGCAAGCUAUAAAAGGAAGUAGCCUUCAGUUAGAUUCUCUCAGAAUUCUCAACAAUGGAGAUAAAUUACUGGAGAAAGUGUUGCAGGCAAAUUUCACAGGGGUUUCAGGCCAAGUACAAUUUACUUUGGACGGGAAUUUGAUCCAUCCAGCUUAUGACAUCCUGAAUAUCGGUGGUACUGGUUUCAGAACCAUUGGGCAUUGGUCAAACUUUUCUGGUCUCUCAGUUGCUGCUCCAGAAGACUUGCAUUCAGUAUCACUGGACUCUACAACCAAUGAUAUGCAGCUCCAUGAUGUUAUCUGGCCUGGUCAGACUGCUGAGAAACCCCGUGGUUGGGUGUUUCCGUACCAUGGGAAGCUUUUAAGGAUCGGUGUUCCUCUGCGUACAAGCUACAAUGAGUUCGUGAUGCAAGACGAUGGGCCUGAUGGGGUAAAGGGGUUUUCAGUUGAUGUUUUCAAAUCUGCAAUAAGCUUGUUGCCUUACCCUGUGGGAUGCAGUUUUGUUUUAUUUGGAGAUGGUUUGAAAAAUCCGAGCUACAGUGACCUUGUACAAAAGGUGUCCGAAAAUUACUUUGAUGCUGCCAUAGGGGACAUCUCUAUUGUGACAAAUAGAACAAGACUUGUUGAUUUUACUCAGCCAUAUACAGAAUCAGGUCUCAUUAUUGUAGCUCCAGCAAGGGAGAUUGGAUCAAACGCUUGGGCUUUUCUGAAACCAUUCACCUUUCAGAUGUGGUGUGUUCUAGGUUUGCUCUUCCUCUUUGUGGGUACAGUUGUUUGGAUCCUUGAACACCGCACUAAUACUGAGUUCCGCGGAACCCCAAGGCAACAAAUUAUGACAGUAUGCUGGUUUAGCUUUUCAACCAUGUUUUUCGCACACAGAGAGAACACUUCUAGCGCACUUGGCAGAUUUGUGCUCCUUGUGUGGCUCUUUGUUGUGCUCAUUAUUAACUCAAGCUACACGGCAAGCUUGACAUCACUUCUCACUGUUCAGGAGUUAACAUCGGGGAUAAAAGGUCUUGAUAGUUUGAUCUCUAGUUCAAGCGCAAUUGGUUAUCAAGUUGGAUCGUUUGCCAGAAAUUAUCUUGUGGAGGAGCUCAAUAUCGCGGAUUCCCGUCUGGUGCCACUAAACAGCCCAUCUGAUUACGCAAGAGCACUAGAGCUAGGGUCUGGAAAUGGUGGUGUUGCUGCAAUAAUCGAUGAGCUGCCAUACGUUGAGAUCUUCUUGUCAAAGUACUGUAAAUUCAAGACGGUCGGUCAGGUUUUCACAAAAGGUGGAUGGGGAUUUGCAUUUCCAAGAGACUCUCCUCUUGCCGAGGACUUGUCGACAGCAAUCCUUACACUAUCAGAGAACGGCGACCUCCAAAGGAUCCAUGAUGAAUGGUUAAGUGGGAAGAAAGGAUGUGAGUCAGAUGAUAGUGAGCUCGGUUCAAACUCCUUGAACCUGUCAAGCUUCUGGGGCCUGUUUGUGGUGUGUGGCCUUGCAUGUGCCAUUGCUCUCCUGAUUUUCUUCUGGCGAAUAUUGUUUCAGUACAGCAAGUAUAAUAACCAGGUUGAGGUUGAAGCGGCGAUCGUGAACCGGCCAGCGAGGCUAACCAGCAUCAAAUCGCUAAUCUCUUUUGUUGACAAGAGGGAGGAGGAGGUGAAGAAUGCUCUCAAGAAAAAGCCUAAUGGCUCUCAGCAGGCAAGAAUCGGCACUACAGAAGAAGCAUCUACAUUGCCGCUAAUUGACAUCUCAAAAAGAGCAAUUUUAACAUUGCUCAAAAAGAAAUCUCUCUCAGAUUACAACAGUGGACCUGUCCGGCUCUCCCUUGCUUGCUGCAAGGCAAUGAAGGAAUGGAAUUGUACUUGCUGA